This is a messenger RNA of Drosophila serrata, 765 nucleotides long. RefSeq names its product collagen XV/XVIII-type protein multiplexin (gene Mp). Gene Ontology annotation, biological process: extracellular matrix organization. Gene Ontology annotation, molecular function: extracellular matrix structural constituent conferring tensile strength. Gene Ontology annotation, cellular component: collagen type IV trimer. Lineage: Eukaryota; Metazoa; Arthropoda; Insecta; Diptera; Drosophilidae. The record is from RefSeq and is a predicted model, not a curated record.
AUGAUACCAUUAAGUGGUCCGGGCAGAUUGUUGAACAAGCUUCUCGAAGCUGGUAAAAGAAUGAUCAUUCCGGCUGUGGUCAAUAUGCGUCUACUAAUGCUGAUAUUGGUUUUGAUGAGUGCGCUGCUGGCACCAGUCCUGGGUUCCUUUGAAUUUACAGGACAGUCUAUCAAAGAUGCUCUGGCCGAGUACACGCUGACGGAUAUCAUGAACAAUAAUCAAUUUGCGGGCAUCGAGUUCGGAGAGGCAGAGGAUGGUUUUCCCGCUUUUCGUUUCCUUCAAACGGCAGACGUAAAGUCACCGUACCGCAUGCUCUUGCCCGAGAAACUGUACGAGUUCGCCAUCCUGAUCACUUUCCGGCAGAGCUCACUGAAGGGCGGCUACCUGUUCAGUGUGGUCAACCCGCUGGACACUGUCGUUCAGCUGGGCGUCCACCUGUCGCCGGUGGUGAAGAACAGCUACAACGUAUCGCUGGUCUAUACGCAGGCGGACCAAAGCAUUGGCCGCAAGUUGGCCAGCUUCGGUGUGGCUCAUGUGCCGGACAAGUGGAACUCGAUCGCUCUCCAGGUGCUCAGCGACAAGGUGUCCUUCUAUUACGACUGUGAGCUGCGCAACACCACGCCAGUGCUCAGGGAACCCAUCGAGUUGGUCUUUGACUCUGCCUCAACUCUAUAUAUUGGCCAGGCGGGCUCCAUUGUUGGUGGCAAGUUCGAGAUGAAGGAGAGGCCGCGCAAGCGUUUGAAAAUUCGAUCGCUGAACUCCUGA